Molecule: messenger RNA, 729 nt
Organism: Malassezia globosa CBS 7966
Lineage: Eukaryota; Fungi; Basidiomycota; Malasseziomycetes; Malasseziales; Malasseziaceae
Exons: 1
Coding region: 1-729 (242 amino acids)
Biological process (GO): post-transcriptional regulation of gene expression
Cellular component (GO): cytoplasm
Molecular function (GO): mRNA binding
Source: RefSeq, a predicted model, not a curated record
AUGAUGCCUGCAACUUCGUCGACAGCGGCAUCAUCUACGCCUACUGCGGGCACUGCGUCCCCUUCGGUGCCAACCUCUGCCUCAGUAUCUACGGCAACACCAGCGGCUGCGUCAGCCAUGUCGUUGGCCCAGCCACUCCCCGGCGCCUUGGACGCUCUCUCGUCUGGCGCACCAACCACAUCGUUCGCAUCGACACCUACAGCUCACGGACCUAUCGGUGCAAUGGCUGCGGUGCGUCCAGAGUUGGGCGAGGUUGCCGCUGUAGCUGCUGCCGCGGCAACGGCCAGUCGCAUGAAUGGACGGCUUAGUCGUCGCGAUGACCGCAAAAAGAAUGCGCACUCUAAAAUGCUUCCAGGUGAAGCUGUUGACCCAACCAUGUCGCGAGGUAACGUUGGUUCGAUGGCUAGCCAUGGAGGGGGUGGCGGCGGUGCAUCCGGCACCCAUGGUGGGCCGCGACGCUCGGACAUGGAUCUUUCGGCUAUGCAGCUGCACGACUUGCAAGGCGAAAUCCCACAGCUUUGUCGUGACCAGUUUGGAUGUCGAUUCCUACAAAAGAAAUUGGACGAGGGAAUUCCAUCACAGUGUGAUCAGAUUUUUGCUGAGACAUUUCCUUACUUCGCAGAGCUGAUGACUGAUCCGUUCGGCAAUUAUUUGUGUCAGAAGCUGCUCGAGUAUUGCACUGACGCCCAGCGCGACAGAUCGUCGAAGCUAUUGCAGGCGAUCUUGUGA